GUCUAUACCGAAAAGUUGAAUUAUCUUCAUCCGAGUGUUUCCAAAACUCACAAUUUACAAAUGCAUACAGCUUCCCAAUAGGGUACUCCAAUUAUGGAGAUUCUCGUCACUACUUCGACCCCAAGAUUUCCAUUUCCCCCACACAUCAGUAAAACAUACCGAAGAUGCUCUAUGCCUCAAUUCCUCAAUUGCUCAAGGAACACUAGAGAGAGCAACGGCUUGUCUAAAGCUCCUAUCUCGAGGGAGUUGGGAAGCCUUGAUGUCGAUGAUGAUGGAAAGGAAGAGAGGAAGAGGAAAGACAUAUGGCAGCUGUUUGAAGAAGCUCAGCAGAAUAUCAUGUACUUGAACAAACAGCGUCUCCUGGCCAUGGAAGAGCUCGGGAGGGUAAAUAACGAAAGGAACUCAUUGCUUCAGAGGAUAGAGCAAUUGGAGAUGCAAAAUCAGGCAACUGCUAGAAAAGAUAAACUUAUGAUCAGCUCAGAGUUGCUUCUCAGAAUAGAUGCUUUAGUCCUUAAUGGAGUGAUUGGCAGUACGGAGGCAUCUGAUUUAAGAAGACUAGUGAUUGACUCAAGGGUUGGUUUGGCUGAUGAUAUACAUGACAUUAUUCUCAUGAACGAUGCUGAAUUUCUGGCUGAGCUGCGUCGUUUUUCUAAGACGACCAAAGGGAAUGGGUUCCACAUAAUACAUAUUUGUACAGAAAUGUCACCUGUGGUUUCUGUUGGAUCUUUGGCACCAUACAUCACUGGCUUAUCUUGUGCUCUACAAAGGAAGGGAAAUCUUGUUGAGGUUAUUUUGCCCAAGUAUGCCUGCUUGAACCUGGAUGAAGUUCACGGCUUACGAGAAGUUGAAGCAGAAUUCUACUCAUAUUUUAACGGUCAAUUGCACGGAAACAAGAUCUGGACUGGGGUUGUUUAUGGCAUUGGAGUUACCUUCAUAGAGCCCGUCUAUUAUUCAUCAUUUUUUAGCCACGAUAAAGUAUAUGGUUACUCAAAUGACUUUGAGAGAUUCACCUAUUUCUCUCGUGCUUCACUGGACUAUCUAGUUAAAUUGGGAAAGCGGCCUGAUGUGCUUCAUGUACACAAUUGGCAAACCUCUCUUGUUGGCCCUCUUUUCUGGGAUGUUUUUGUCAAUCAGGGUUUUGAAAGUACUAGGAUAGUAUUGACGUGCCAAGGUUUUGAUUCCCAGUCCCUUGAACAACCUGAAAAGUUGGCACUGUGUGGGCUCGAUCCUUCUACAUUGCUUCGGCCUGAUCGCCUGCAAGAUAACAACAAGUCUCAUCUUGUGAACGUAUUAAAGGGUGGAGUUGUUUACUCUAAUAAAGUGAUAAUAAUGUCGUCUGUUCAUACAAAAGGCCAUAUUAUUAGUGCGCUGGGACAUGGAUUGGAACCCACCUUGGCCAUACACAAGGAAAAGUUGGUUAUUUCUCCUUCUGGAUUUGAUAAAAUGACUUGGGAUCCUUCGCGUGAUAAUUUUCUUCCACAACACUACAGUGCAGAUGAUAUGGAGGGGAAAUUGAUCUGCAAAUUUGCAUUGCAACGGCAUUUGGGUUUAGAAGAAGGAGCAUCAAACAUACUCGUUGGAUGCAUUUACAUAGGCAUGUCAGAGGACUUUGACAAGAUGAAAAAACUUUGUUGGAUGGCUUCCAGCAAGGGAGUUCAGUUCGUUUUCAUGAGAUAUGGCCAAAUACCCGGUAUGACGACGUCAUUUGAGAAUUUUCAGGCUGAGGUGAGGGAUAAAAAUGUGAGGUUCAUUGAUGAAUAUGAUGAGGGACUAUCACAUUUGAUCAUAUCAGGAUCUGACAUAAUGCUUUGCCCAUCUCUUGAUGAUCAUCUGCUUCAAGUGCCCCUGAAGGCCAUAAAAUAUGGAACGGCUCCUAUACCUGUAAACUUCCCUGACAGCAGAUUCAGAGACUUUGGAAAUGAUAGUAGCAAAAGAAGUAGAUUCGCACAGUAUAUCAACUCUACAUUUGGGAAUAUGUCUCUUGGCCAAGCGUUAGAUGAAAUUAAGAACAAUCCAUUAGAGUGGAAUAGAAGGAUAAAAGAUGGGAUGAAGAAGGAUUUUUCGUGGGAGUCGGAAUGCGCGGAGGUGCAUAUUUCUGCAUACGAAGUAGUGAAGAAGUUGUGACAGACGGUAGAGGCAGCAAAACAGAUUUUAGAGCUGUGUAGAUAUCAAGGAGGAAAAAGAAGAGGAUUUUCAGAUAGAAUUCAAGCUCUCUGCAUAUUCUAUAGACAAAAAAUGCUAAAGCAAUAUUUUGCUUUUCUCAAUAAACAAGAACUUGUCUGAAUUUUUGGGGUAA
This is a messenger RNA of Salvia hispanica, 2296 nucleotides long. NCBI's taxonomy places the organism in Eukaryota, Viridiplantae, Streptophyta, Magnoliopsida, Lamiales, Lamiaceae. The record is from RefSeq and is a predicted model, not a curated record.